CUAGGGGAAGGGGUGAUGGGGUAAGAAGGGGAAAAAUUGGAACAAAAGGUUGGCAAUUGUCAAUGCUGUAAAAAUUACCCAUGCAUAUAACUUGUAAAUAAAAAACUAUUAAAAUUUUUUUAAAAAAAGAUUUGGCAGUUUAAGAUCAUUAGUGAUUUUAGAGUAAGCAGUUUCAGUUGCAUGUUGAGGCUGAAAAAUGUAGAGGGUAAAAAGUGAAGGAAUCGUUUUUAGAUUGCUUUUUCCAAGGAGAGAAGGGAUAUGGGAACUAUUGCUAUGGGGAUUGGAUAGACUGAAAGGUUUUUGUUGUUGUUGCUGUUGUUGUUUGUUUGUCUGUUUGUUUGCUUUUUUUUGAUGUUUGUUUUUGUUUUAUAACUUACAUAAGUCAUUUCUUUUCUUCAGGUCUCAAGUUUCUCCAGCUGCAAAACAAAGGGAUUGGACUAGAUUUCCAAGUGUUUUCAAGGCACUAUUAAAUACUAAGAAAUCUUUGCAAACCGUCUGCUCUUGAAGAUAAUACAAAAAUGAGCCUGAGACUUGAUUUUUUUUUUUUUUUUAAAUUAAUAGAUGGCUCGCUUCUAGGUCCUUUCCAAGGCGGAAGUUUUAGGAUUUGAUGUACUCGGACACAGAGGGUGGGAAAUCAAAGGCAAUAUGAUUAAAACGACGGCACAACGUCAGUCCCCUCAGACUUGAAGAUUUCUGACUUCCGGAGUUUAUGCUUAUUCGUGAAUUCCGACUCCAGCUUUCGGGAUCAAGAGAAACAUGGAGCAAAUAUUGAACUAGUCCCUGCGGAUCUGAAGGGAACCUUCCUUCACCGAAGCCACGAGAGCAGUGGCGCGGAGCAUCAUGGGGCCUGUGAUCGCCUCUCUUCUAGUGAACUACGUAUCCCAUAAGGCAGCGGGCCAAAACGGCUCCCUUUCAAUGAACUUUAUUUGUCAGAGUGCCCUGUGGACAUUUCGGAAGGGGCGGGGGCCGCGGGGGCCGCGGCGGCAGCAGGAGUAGUGGCGGCCGCGCGAUUUCUGCCGCUGCUGCCGGGUCGGGGGCGGUAAGAUGGCGGACGGGUUUGGCGGCAAAGAGAAAUGCAGCGACCAGAGGCUGAUUUCGCUGCCCUUGUCUCGCAUUCGGGUGAUUAUGAAGAGCUCCCCAGAGGUGUCCAGCAUCAAUCAGGAAGCACUGGUGCUCACGGCCAAAGCCACGGAACUCUUUGUUCAGUAUCUAGCCACCUAUUCCUAUAAACAUGGCAGUGGAAAAGAGAAGAAAGCACUUAUUUACAGUGACUUAUCAAAUACUGCAGAAGAAUCGGAAACCUUUCAAUUUCUUGCAGAUAUAUUACCAAAGAAGAUUUUAGCCAGCAAAUACCUGAAAAUGCUUAAAGAAGAGAAAGGGGAAGGAGAAGAAGAUGAUGAUGACGAUGAUAACGAUGAUGAGGAAGAUGAAGAUGAUGACAGUGAGGAUGAAGAAGCUGAAUCUUAAAAUAAAAAUUAACACUUAAUAAUUAGCCUAAAUUGUGCUACCAGCACUACUUCUGCACUUGGUCCCCUUUCUCCUAAACUAAAUAUAGAGUUAUUAAAUUUUAUCCCUAUAACUUUUCUGUGACUCCUACUAGAUCAUAUUUUUUUAGGAUAUUAUAUUUUAUUCAAUCCAUCUAUCCACUUCAGCCAGAGGAGCAAGUAAAAAGAAAGCUCAGCCUCUAAUAUACAUUACUUUUCAGGGUAUCACUAAGCUGUAUAUUUAUUCUAAUGCCUUGUUUAUCUUAUUUGAUGUUGAACUUCUACACUUUUCAGGGAAACAAACAUGAAAUGUUUUUCUCUUUCAUUAAUUGAUAUAGAUUUAAGUUCUAGUGAUAGUAAAUGUAAAUUAAUAUAUGUAUAUUAUGAAAUUUUUUCUCUUGGGGACCAUAUUCGUUUUCAGUUGAAUAUGUAGUUUAUUUUCAGUUAAAUAUGUAGUACAUAGCAUAUUACAUAUUAAUUUCUGUAUAGCAAGAAAUUUUUACUGUUUGAUAAAAGAGUGCUUAUUUUUUUUACUGUAAAAGAUUUUUGAUUCUGUAUUUUUUAAAAAAAAUUGUACAUAUUUCUUUCAAUAAAAUAGUCCAAAAACCA
Molecule: messenger RNA, 2093 nt
Organism: Antechinus flavipes (yellow-footed antechinus)
Lineage: Eukaryota; Metazoa; Chordata; Mammalia; Dasyuromorphia; Dasyuridae
Gene: CHRAC1
Product: chromatin accessibility complex subunit 1
Exons: 3
Coding region: 1045-1467 (140 amino acids)
Cellular component (GO): CHRAC; nucleus
Molecular function (GO): protein heterodimerization activity
Source: RefSeq, a predicted model, not a curated record